Messenger RNA from Rangifer tarandus platyrhynchus (Svalbard reindeer), 1011 nucleotides. The record is from the annotation of a GenBank genome assembly. NCBI's taxonomy places the organism in Eukaryota, Metazoa, Chordata, Mammalia, Artiodactyla, Cervidae.
AUGUGGAAAAAGAGUUUUCUCGUGUUCCUUUUCUCUCUUUCAAUUCAAAAGGUUGCACUGGAUUGUGAAAGAAUGAGAAAAACAAAUGAAUUCCCUUCUCCAAGUUUGUACUCACAAACGGACACAGUCAUGUGGGGUCAGAAUGUAUCUCUAUCGUGUUUCCAACAGAACAAAUCACUAGAGAUCACCUAUUUUUUGUUUCGGGAUGAGAAAUGCCUGCAAACCCAGGAUGGAAAAGGUGAACCCGUGACUUUUAACCUAACAAUCUCAGAAGCCCGUGAUCUGGGCCCCUACAAAUGCAAAGUCCAAGUUGCUAACUGUGCAAAAUACAGUCAGCCAUUCAACUUCACAUUUGUCGACCCAGUGACUGCACCAGUGCUGAACAUUAGCAUCAUUCAAACAAAAACAGACCGAUAUAUAGCGCUACGCUGCAUCUCAUUCAACGGCUCUCUGCCCAUCGAUUAUAUUUUCUUUGAAAAAAACAUCAACAUAUCACCAGUUAUUUCCAAGAAUGUAAGGAAGCCUGCUGAAUUUAACAUAACCGAGAGUAACACUGCAGAAGUGAAAGAGUACAGGUGUAAAGCUAAAAACAGAUUGCCUAACCAUGCAAAAUACAGUCAACCUGUCACCAUAGCUUCAACAGGAGGAGACUGCGGUCCAUUCUGCCUGCAGUUCCUGCUUCCGGGGUUAUUACUGGUGCUAAUAGUAAUCAUCCUAAUUCUAGUAUUUUGGAUGCUACCAAAGUACAAAGCAAGAAAGGCGAUGAAAGAUAGUGCACCCAGAGUCUACGGAAAUACACCCAUGGAAGCUGGAAUAUAUGCAAAUGUCUGUGAAAAUCAAGCAGAUGAGAAGCCUGUUCCAGGCUUAGAACCAAAGCAAUGUGUUUCCAGGGCUGAAUACUCCCAGGAGAUACAUUAUGCUGCCCCCAUGUUCCAGCAGGUGGCACCAAGAGAUCAGGAAGACAGUAAUAAUUCUAAAGGUGGAUAUGUCUAUUCUGAACUUGUCUUCUGA